GAACUUCAUAUAACAGUAGAGGAAGUCUCAGAAAGUAGGCCACAAGGCAUCAGUCUUCAGCAACAGCCGCGUCGAAGGGGAGGUGGGACGUCUGCAUCACCAGGUGGAGCUCGGAGGAGCCACUUCCUGUUACCAGACUGAGCCAGGAGCUUCAAAGAAGAAGUGGUAUCUACCACACAGCUGUGUAUAGAGGUUGUUCAGCAGUGCUGUGUGCUCAAGCACCGAAACCUCUGAUCUUGGACCUGACGUAGUUGUGUUUGUGGUUAAAAAUACUGAGGGAUAUCCAGUGGAGAAUAGCUGGGACUCUGAGAUCAGCUGAGGAAGUAUGGGGCUUCAGAAGACUGGUGCUUUGGUGCUACUGAUUUUGAUCAUCUCUCCUGCAGAGGCAAUUGGACUGUAUGAUCCCAAAUUCUGCUACCUCCUGGACGUGUUCCUGUUAGUCUACGGCAUUAUAAUCACCGCACUGUUCGUGCGUGAGAGACGGCGCACCCAACCUAAAGAUAACAUGCAGAAAGACUCGACCUACGCUACUUUAAGUGGCGCUCAGUCCACUUACGACGAUUUGAGAUCGAGAGAUGCUGAAAAGGGACGUGCCCGUGGGGGUCGCAGGAGGACGGAUGAUGAAACGUAUACGCGUCUGAAAGAUAAAACCGAGGACACCUACAAAGAGAUCCAAGUGAAGAAAGACCGUCGGCCCAAUGAUCAGGUUUACCAGGGUCUGAGUUCUGCGACUAAGGACACCUACGACGCACUGCACAUGCAACCUCUGCCUCCUCGUCGCUAAAGCAAUGGUCCAAUCAAUAUUAAUCAUUACAUCAAUAACUAUAUUUCACAACAACAUGGCUUUAUUCAACUCUUCUGUAUAGACCCUUUUGGCUUUUUUGUGUCUUGGUCAGUGUGUGUCUCGCUGUAGAGAAACAUUCAACAGCUUUUGUUACAAUGUUCUAGGUUUGAAUAGCUCAUCUUUUGUUAUAAGUGGAUCAUAUUAACAAAAUCAUUUUUUAAUAAUCAAGAAUGACACCAGAUAUUUUACAUCUCGUUCAUUUUCCUGUUUCAAACUAUCUUGUUCAGUCUGUCAUUGAGCUGCUAAGAUGUUUAUCUUCAGCUCAUCUCAUUUUGCACUUCAUUUUCAUUUUUGUUUCAUUACAUGUUUUUUUUUUUUUUUUUCCUUAUAGUCAUUAGGGUCUUAGAAUAACAGCUUUUCAAUCAUUAUUGAAAAAAGAUAAUUGCUAAAGAUAACUAGUUUCCUAGCUUCACACUAUUUGGAGACUCAGUCAUGAUUUUAUGUUUUAAUUUGUGUUUUGCUAUUUUUAGUUGAUUUCACUGUCAUGAUUCAUCAGUGAUUCCUCAUAUAUUAGCUAGCAUGAUCAUUCUGAUGAUACAAACUAACUGAACUGGCUCUCACGGUACAAACUGCGUAAUCAAUACAAAGUCUACAUAGCAAUGGAUACGUUACAGUGACAGGUCUUCGCUUUCGUUCUUGCUGUCAUGUCUGUUAAAGUUCAGAUUUCUCAGGAAAUUAGAUCAACUCUUCAGAGGUGCCUGAUGCUAAAACGUCACUUUACGACUUGACUUUCAUCACUGCAUUUCUCUGGAGUAAUAUGUUUGUAGAGACUUUUAAUAAGUAAAAGAUAUAAACAAAAAAAGACUAAAGUCAUUUUGUAAUUGGUUACAUCCCCGUACGUCCACAUUCAUCACUGCCACAGAAAAUUCAUCUUUUUAGACACUUAUUGUAUCUUACAAAAAUGCAACUGUGAUGAAAUUAGAGCAGUACAUUCAGAUAUUCACUGACCUACGGACAAUAAAUGGAGAAUACAGGUCGAGAAUCUGCUAAAAACACAGCAACAUGACGUUUUACAGCUUAAAUGUAAAUAGAAGCAUACUAAAGUAAGCAGUGUAUGUAUUUUCUGGCUAACAUAUAUAUGCACGUAAACAGGGACUCAUUAACAAACUUGUUGAGCGGCAGUUUAUUUCUGAACAUUUCAUGUGGUACUAUGUAAAGUGACGUAUUUCAUGUGGUGUAUGGUUUUCCAUAUGACUUGGAUAUCAAGCAAAAGCAAUGAGAAUGGAAGAAGAAGAAGAAAAAAAAGUUUCCAUCCACCCUGAAGUCACUGUCAGCUUUUGUAGAUUUCAGAUUUCUUCAAGUGAUACUGAGAAUAUGUAUUUUCUGUGAAAUUAUGUUUUUUUUCUUUAUAUAUUAAAAAGAUUCCUGUGUCUGUA
Molecule: messenger RNA, 2220 nt
Organism: Pangasianodon hypophthalmus (striped catfish)
Lineage: Eukaryota; Metazoa; Chordata; Actinopteri; Siluriformes; Pangasiidae
Gene: cd247
Product: CD247 molecule
Exons: 8
Coding region: 326-784 (152 amino acids)
Biological process (GO): cell surface receptor signaling pathway
Cellular component (GO): membrane
Molecular function (GO): transmembrane signaling receptor activity
Source: RefSeq, a predicted model, not a curated record